UACGAGUUGGUUUGGUUUUUGACAUAUAAUUUACGACAACCGUAAUUGAUUCAGUUUCCGUAAGCAUGGCGAGCGAUAUAUCCCAAGAAACUGUUCCAGUCAGUGAAGGUUCAUCCAAAGAGGGCAAUGGUGAGAAGGACUUGACCCACACAGUUGCCAAGCACUACAACGAGCUGCAAGAGGCUGGUCUACAGACAAGAACACAGAGUCGAAUCUUCUACUUGAGAAAUUUCAACAACUGGACAAAAAGCAUACUUAUUGGUGACAUUUUGAAGAGACUGAAGAGUGAGAACCCUCCGGAUAAAACUAUAGCUGUCCUUGACCUUUGCUCAGGCAAGGGAGGUGAUCUCCUGAAAUGGAAAAAGGGAAGGAUUGACCGACUGGCAUGUGCAGAUAUUGCCGAGACAUCAGUGGAACAAUGCGAGUCACGUUACCAGGAGAUGAUUGACAGGAACAAUAGAGACAGAUACCCACAGAAGAUAUUCCAGGCAGAGUUUAUUGCUGCAGAUUGUACCAAGGUACGGCUGCGGGACCGCUACAAGGACCCUUCCAUCUUGUUUGAUGUGGUGAGCUGCCAGUUCUCAUUCCAUUACUGCUUCGAGAGUCUGCCACAGGCAGAGAUGAUGCUCCAGAAUGCCUGUGAGUGUCUCCGACCAGGAGGAUACUUCCUUGGAACCACACCAAACUCAUUUGAACUGAUUCGCAGAUUGAGGGACUCCCCCGACAACUCUUUUGGUAACGAGGUCUACCGGGUGACAUUCGAGUCUGACAGCAAGGAAACCUUCCCAUUGUUUGGUGCCAAGUAUGACUUCCAUCUGGAGGGAGUUGUGGACUGUCCUGAGUUCCUUGUGUACUUCCCAGUCUUAGAGAAGUGAGCAGACGACAACACAUCUACAAAGUAUGGUAUGAAGCUUAUAGCAAGAAAACCUUUUGCUGAUUUCUUUGAAGAAAAUAAAAAUGGAGAAGGCAGGUCCCUCUUGGGAAAGAUGCAGGCACUUGAGGCCUACCCUGCAGAUUCUGGCACAGAUCUUGUCAGCUCCGUUCCAGACAACUACAAACACGCUGUGAAUUUCCUCGAGGCAAAUGACAACUCUGGAGAUGGGGGUCGUAAACCUAAAGUGGGUACUCUGUCCAAAGAUGAGUGGGACGCAGCAACCAUAUACUGCACCUUCAUCUUCAAGAAGCUGGAUAAGGAGGAAGUGGAAGAUCAGACGACAGAUGAGCCCCGCCAGGCUCCUAAGAGAAAGCUGGAGGAUGCACAGGAGGGGCCUGAAGAUGAAUCUCCACACAAAACACAGAAGGUGAACGAAUGACAGCCUGUGCUGGGGACUCUGGUGUGAAUUCCGAGAUGAACUGUGGGAUAACAUCAGCUCCUUGAGCACCACCUGCCCAACUGCAUCAUGGGAAAGCCAGUGCCCAUGAUCCCGGUGCCUAGCGUGGGAUACUUGUUGUAACCAUGGUAUCAAGAGCUUACAUGCCUCACUUAUGUUGGUGGUGCAACUUCGACAAUGAACUUUGACAUCUUGAGAUUCCUGGAUGGAAACUGGAGCUUCUUGAUAUUUACAGCAGAAAAUUAAAUUUGAUGUGUAUUGUACUCACCAGAGACGAGUGAGGUUUCAUUGACAGUAAAUGUGUCAGAGAUGUGAUGGACAAUUUGCUGUAAUGUUGGUCUAUAUUGGUAUAUAUGUGCUCUGUGUAUGGUCAGUGAGAGAAAUACUAGAUGAACUAUUUGUAAGAUGUUGGAUGAUGCCCAGAAGGGGUCAGUAUCCAGUUAUUUAUUCCUGUAAUAUCUCCAUCACAUGUCAGAACUGUCUCAGAUUUGGACAUAUUCAGCUAAUUUAAACCAAUGCCAUGAUCUAAUAGCUCCAAGUGGCAUUAAAUCAGAUUCAUUCACCUACUCUUUCCAACCAAGAGCCAUAUGUGCUCCUUUCACAGCAAGUCAUUCAUUGUCUUCCAUAAACUAGUCUCAUUUUCAUGCCUUUGUAAAAUUGUUUCUAAUGUUAGUUCUGUAACCAUGGCAACCAUGUCAAAAAAUUAUCAGGACAUUUUUUUGCUUUGGCGUGUAGCUCCGAGGCAGUGUGCCCUAAACAUUUGUGUUCUGACUUAAAACUGAUCUGGCCCGAAGGUGCUUGACUGUUUUGAUUUUGUGUACAUAUACUUGCCGAUAUUAGACCAUCGUAAAUAUCCUCGCCAGGUGCAAUACAGUGAAGUGAUCUACUGACAACAUGACAAUGUUUGGUUUCCAUAGAUCAAACACACAAUACAGCAGAAUAGGAACUUAAGUGAGUACCAUCCAGUAAGUUACAGCAGAAUCCUAAUAUUUUAUCAGUGCUGGUAGUAUUACAUAACAUUUGCUUUUCUUUAGACCAAAAAAUUCAAAAUGUCUCACAUUAUGAAAUAAAUUCAGUUGUAAUCA
Messenger RNA from Haliotis rubra (blacklip abalone), 2416 nucleotides. RefSeq names its product mRNA cap guanine-N7 methyltransferase-like. Gene Ontology annotation, cellular component: nucleus. Gene Ontology annotation, biological process: 7-methylguanosine mRNA capping. NCBI's taxonomy places the organism in Eukaryota, Metazoa, Mollusca, Gastropoda, Lepetellida, Haliotidae. The record is from RefSeq and is a predicted model, not a curated record. Gene Ontology annotation, molecular function: mRNA 5'-cap (guanine-N7-)-methyltransferase activity.